AGCACAAAGUGUAUUCUAAGUGUUUUCUCAAAGUGUAUAUAUAUAAAAGUGAACACUUAAAAAUUGAUUGCGUAAUUGUUAUACAAAGUAUACCAUCACCCAUACAUAGAGCUUAUUGGAUAGAGUGUAACAGGAUUCGCCCUAUGUGUCUGUCUAGCCGUACACAUGUUCGUGUCUGAUCCAUAUCUCCCGUCAUGAAUAAAUGAUUUUUUAAAUUUUACAGAAAUGUUAACCACAUCCAAGAUUAUGUGUUGCAGGUCAAAGUUCAAUGUCACAAAGCUUAAUUGUCAUAUAUUCUACUAAUACAGCUAGUGACUUCAUAUUUGGCAUGUAGGUGUACCUGAUGGAGCCACCAAUUUUCAGUGGUAACAUUUGAAGGUCAAGGUCAUCCUUCAAUGUCAAAGGUCAACUUUUGAACUAUUGCAGAUACAGAAUUGAUACUUGACAUGCAUGUGUAUCUCAUUAAGUUGCAGAUAUUCAUUUGUAACAUAACACAGUCAAGGUCAUCCUUCAAGGUCAAAUGUCAAAUUUAUUUGUGACAAGACCCUUUGGGCGCAUUGGUGUUUCAACUACACACUUUUAUUUACCAUCGCAAGGGUUACAAUUUGACAGGGUAAUAACUAACGUUUUUUUUUGUGUGCAAAUUUAAUGCCCCUUUACAGGCAGACAAAUGUUGGCAUACAUAAAAGAUGAUGAUUGAAAAUAAGCAAUCAAAAACUUCUUUAUGCCACAUCAAAGAUGUCGAUGUUAUUUCUCCUUGCAGGACAGCGUUGCCACUACAGUAAUGGUGAAUGACAAAGAGGUGAAUGUGCGGACCAUUACGGUGGAGGACCGUACUGGGAAGGUGAAAGUCAGCCUGUGGCGCAACAUUGCAGCAGAGCCUGUGGUGUUGGGGGAUGUUGUUGCCAUCACCAAUAUUGUUGUCAACAGCAAGAGAUAUAACAAUGAGGAAUCCCUGUCGUCAACACAAUUUACAAAGAUAGAGGUUACUGACAUGCCAAACACCGAGAUGACGGCCACCAUUCUAGGACUUGACCUGGGUGAUGUGGAAUCCCAGUUACUCACAGAACAGGAUGGAAUCUUCAAUGUAUCAAACGAAGUGCUAGUUGCAGCCUUUCAGUGUCAGUUGGAAGACAUUACAGCCAAACUACCAAAAACACUGAAUUUCAUAGCCAAAGGACAGUCUGUGGUCACCUUUAAUGAGUGAAAAAUCAUGUUCAAAGUUUAUAGUUUAGAGAUGUUUACUUUUCAUACACUGGAGCAUGACAGUCUGUGGUCACCUUUAAUGAGUGAAAAAUCAUGUUUAUAGUUUAGAGAUGUUUACUUUUCAUACACUGGAGCAUUCAUAGGGUUGCCUGUUAUAUCAUUCCAUCACCAAGAAUUACCAAACUUGCUAGCUCUUGACCUGGGUGGUGUGGAAUCAAGCUUAGUCACAGAACAGGAUGGAAUCUUCACUAAAUCGAACGAGGAUCUAGUUAUCACCUAGGAUUACCAAACUUAGUGUGAGGAUGCAUAUAUUGAAUGCAGCGUUCCACUUUCAUCAGUUUCAUGUCCUUCUGACGUUGACCUUUACAUUUGAUCUUCAUUAUUUAGAGUAAUAUUCUUGAUGAAAAUUCACUUUAAAACACACAAAAAUCUAUCUUUGUCUGUUAGAGGACAUUACCUAUCUGUCAUUGAUGUGACAGAUUGAUGCAUUAUUUGAUGUGAAAGUGGCGUAUUUUACCUAUUAUAAAAGUCAUUUGAAUUCAAUUUGAGAAUUUUAUUUCUCAUAGUUCCUGCCCACAACUGUCAAUCAUUAUGUGAACCACCAGCCGCGUUUCACAUUUUUACUUUAAAGGUACCAGUAUGAAACAAGAGCAGCAAUGUGCCAAUCAACCUCUUGUGUACUUUUUAAUUGGCCAAUUGUAAAGCACGCAACGGUUCGUAAACUAAUUUACAAUCUGGGGUGGGAAUCAUGAGGCAUUAAAAUCCUCACACUUUAUUCAUUUUGGUGUAAUUAGGGACCCCCACACAUCAAUGUGGGAGCCCUAUAGUAAUCACCCUGUUUGUCUGUCCGUCCAUUCGUUUUUUGUUUUUCUUCCAUAACUUCAGUAUUUCUUAACACAUUAUCCCCUAUGCUAUAUUUAGAUUCCGACGUCAUUUUUAUAUUUUUAGCUAACCAAAAAUAGUCUUGAAGGCUUGAAGUAUCGGUUUAUCUCAAUGGUUUUAAAGGCAUUAUGGGAUAUAGAGCAUUUGCUCCUAAGGAGCAAAUGCUCUAUUUCUCACAAUUUCUUCAAACAUCAGCCACAAUAAUUGUGCAAUAAUGUGUCUCUAGGAGAUAAUGAGUUAAUGGAAUUUGAUAAAACUUCAUACAAUAGUAAAGCUCAAUGGGAAGAAAUGCAGUGUACAAGAACCAUAGCUCUAAUUUACCUAAUUAUGGAGUUAUUGACCUUUGUUACUUUGUCUUGUCCGGAACAUAACUUGAAAACUACUGUAUGGAAUUUCAUAAAACAUCAUACAAUGGUAAAGUUCAAUGAUAGGAAGUGCAGUAAUUUGCUUAAUUACAGAGUUAUUGCCCUUUGUUACUUUUUCUUGUCCAGAGCAAAACUUGGAAACUACUGGAUGGAAUUUCAUAAUACUUCAUACAAUGUUAAAACUCAAUGAGAUGAAGUGCAGUGUACAAGAACCAUAACUCUUAAUUUGCUAAUUAUGGAGCUAUUGUCCUUUGGU
Molecule: messenger RNA, 2709 nt
Organism: Mya arenaria
Lineage: Eukaryota; Metazoa; Mollusca; Bivalvia; Myida; Myidae
Exons: 2
Coding region: 725-1207 (160 amino acids)
Source: RefSeq, a predicted model, not a curated record